UAUAGAUCAGAAUAUCUCUCCAUAUCUCUAAUGGCUCUCUUCACUCUCUUGACUUUCUUCACUUUUCACUUCGGACUCAGUCUUAGAGGUCAAAUUGAAUGCUCCAUGUUCGUGGUCAUGGGACUCAGUCUUAGUUCUCUACUUGCCUUUCUCAAACUCUCACAGUCUCAAUCCUCAAACCAAUUCUCCAAAUCCAAAUCCUAGCCGCCUCUAAUGCCAUAGCCCACUCCCCUCUCCGCCUCCAAUGCCUAGCUGCCGCCACCGCUGUCCACUCCUCUCUCCAUAGCUACUGCCGGUGUCAUCAAACACGAAGGAGAGAAGAAAAAUAGUCCAUCCAUUGCCACCUCUUCACUGCCGCUCAAUCAGUACCACCUCUUUUCUGUUGCCUCUUGAAGAUUAGCCAACUUAGAUCGGUUUUAGAUUUGUUGUUCUAAUUAAAUUUGUCUUUUUCCAUGUUCUUGAUCCAUUGUUGUUGUUGUUGUUCUGAUUUUAGAUUUGUUGUUCUAAUUAAAUUUUUUCUAAUUUUAGAUUGUGUUACCAUUACACUUGAGAGAGAGAAAUGAGUUCGGUUGAGAAGGGAGAGAGUGAAGAAAGAGGAAAGGAGCUGUUUUUUUGGGUUUGCUCUCCCAAAAAUGACUUUGUACUCAAUUGUUUGUACUCGAGAUGCUCUUAGUAUUUUUUUUUUCAAUAUCUAAUUUAUGUUUUAUAUUUUAUUUUUAAUGGGUUUUGUAUAUGGUUAUAGGAUCUUUGAAUAAGCUUUCAGAUAUUUCCUAAAAUAUUUCCUACUUUGAUUUUUAUUUAUUUUUUAUUUUUCUCUUUGCUACUUCACAUAAUUUUUUCACUCUUUGCCGCUACUUUCUACUAAAAUUUCCCGCACAAAUUCUACUAUAUAUUUCUUGUUUUUUGCUACACCUCCAGUUCAUCACAGAGAGGCUAGAGAAUGAAACCAAAGACAAGGGUGCCAAAUUUGCUCAAUCUUUUACAGCUUUAGGUGAUCCAUCAGUCAAAGUAGGUAUGCAUGGCAAGGAAAGGUAAGAGGAAAGGUAAAGGCAUUAGUGAGUCUCAAGACUCUCAACUACAAGAAACUCAGUCAACUAGGCCUUCCUUUGAUCAUAAUGAAGUUUCUGAGUAAGAGCUCUCACAAAUUCUACGUCCAUCAUCUGAGCCUCAAAUUGAUGAAGGAGCACAUUAGGCCUCUAAUUCCAUUAUAAUAGGUACUAAUGCUGGAAAAAAGAGGGGUUGAAGAAAGGCUAAAGGCAUCAAUGCCGAAGAUGGUGAAAUAGAGGUUGAGAUUUAUGAUGGCAAAAUUAUUACAUCAAAAGCCACUCAAGAGAUUACCAUUCUUUUUCACCAAAAACUUAAUGGAGCUUGGACAACUUUUAUAGAAAACUCAAAUUCUGAGCUAGACACUUUAUAUGCUCGAUAUAGAGCUCAACUCUUUAAGCAUAAGCAACCUAAUGAGGAAGACAAGAAUUAUAGAAUCAGUGAAACACCGCUAUUCUGAUUGGAUGUUUCACAUUAGAAAUCCUAUUUUUCAUAUGUAUGAAGCAAAAGAAGAUCGUUACAAGAAUGGUCCUUCCUUCAUUCCUACACCUUUUUGGAAAGAGAUGGUGGAUAAAUGGAUGGAGGGAGAUUGGGGGGAGACAAGUUCGACAAAUAAGGAAAACAAAAAUAAGUUUAAAAUUUUCUCCAUUACAAGUUCUGUACCAAUGGCCAAGUACAGAUAUGAAAUGUAUCUUGAGACGGGCUCUGAGCCUAGCCCUAUUGAUUGCUUUAAGAAAUUUCACACAAAGAAGGAUGGCAAAGAAUGGGCAACUGAUCAUGCUAAGACAUUAUAUGAAAAAAUGGAUGCCAUAAAGGCCAAAGCUGUUUUUGAAGGUACUAAGACAAAUGAUUAUCAGAUCUUUCAUGAAGUGGUUGGUGAACCAAGUCGUGGUCGUGUUCUUGGCAUGGGAAUAGGUAUUAAGGCUAAGGAUGUGUAUGGCUUAACUUCAUCUGGUAAAGGUUGUAGCAAAUGUUGCAGAGAAGAUUUUACAAAAGAAAAAGAAGAUUUGGAGGCACGUCUUAGAGAGGAAAUGGAUUCCAAACUUGCAAAAAUUGUGAAGAAGCUUGAGGAGAAGUUUGCACAAAAGUUGCAGUCAAUGGGCAUACCACAACAAUCUAACAUAGAUCCAACUACCAUAGUACAAUCUCAAACUUAUGCUUUUGCCUCUUGGAUCUUCUACAACUUUCUAUUGGUUUGUUGUGGUUUACAGCUUGCAUCUAUUAUUAUAUUAUAUUAUUUUAUAUUUAGUUUUGAUAAAUGAUAAUAGGACUAUGACACUAUCUACUAUUUUGACAACUGUGUAUAGGUUUUGUAUUUAAUUUUGUAUAUAAUAUGCGUUUUGUGGUUUAUGUUUUUCACAAUUGUUAUAUUAUUUUAAUUUAUAUUUAAUUUUGAUA
Quercus robur (English oak) is the source of this 2442-nucleotide messenger RNA. RefSeq lists its product as uncharacterized. The transcript is spliced from 9 exons. The record is from RefSeq and is a predicted model, not a curated record. Lineage: Eukaryota; Viridiplantae; Streptophyta; Magnoliopsida; Fagales; Fagaceae. The coding region runs from base 1416 to 2306 and encodes 296 amino acids.